Molecule: messenger RNA, 438 nt
Organism: Triticum turgidum subsp. durum (durum wheat)
Lineage: Eukaryota; Viridiplantae; Streptophyta; Magnoliopsida; Poales; Poaceae
Source: the annotation of a GenBank genome assembly
AUGGCUCAGUUCUUUGGAGACAUGAAGGAGAAAUGCUCACAGAGUGUGGUGAUCAAGGACAUGGAGGCUGCGGUGUUCAAGGCCCUGCUUCACUACAUCUACACUGACACUGUGGCUGAAUUCGACGAGAAGGGUGAGGAGGUGACAAUGUUAGCCCAGCACUUGCUUGCAGCUGCUGACAGAUACGGGCUGGACAGGCUCAAGCUGAUCUGCGAAGGCAAGCUCUCUGAUGGCAUCAAUGUCGACACUGCAGCGACGUCUCUGGCUCUUGCCGAGCAGCACAACUGUCCACGGCUCAAGGCGAAGUGCGUCCAGUUCAUCAUUAGAAAUCGUGAGGUUCUUGAUGCUGUGUUGGCAACGGAGGGGUACAAGUACCUGGCGGCAAGCUGCCCUUCGGUGUUGGCUGACCUUCUCAAGUCGAGCCUGCGCGUCGGAUAA